UCUUCCAUUGUUUCUCAAUCUACUCCCUUGCUCCCUCCGGUUUGCUUAUUACCAUCCUACAGCAUCAACUUCAAUUAAUGACUAGAUUAUUACACAUGGAUGGAAUCAAUUUAUUCCUCUCCAGCUUCGUUUUUAUACUCUCAUUUUCCUCGGUGUUGGCCUCCUCAGCAUCACUCAAAGUGGGUUUCUACAAGUCAGCAUGUCCAUUAGCAGAAGCAAUAGUGAAAAGAGCUGUCAACAAAGCCGUUUCUGCCAACCCAGGCAUCGCUGCUGGCUUGAUCAGGAUGCAUUUCCACGAUUGCUUUGUCAGGGGUUGUGAUGGUUCUGUGUUACUGAAAUCAACACCUGGUAAUCCUGCUGAGAGAGACCACCGAGCAAACAACCCGAGCUUACGCGGCUUCGAGGUGAUUGACGAAGCCAAAGCUCAGAUUGAGGCCGUGUGUCCCCAAACUGUUUCUUGUGCGGACAUCCUCGCUUUCGCUGCUCGAGACAGUGCUCAAAAAGUUGGGCACAUAAGCUACGAUGUCCCAGCAGGUCGUAGAGAUGGCCGUGUCUCCAUCAUGGACGAAGUCCAAGGCAAUUUGCCCCCACCUUUCUUCAACACACAGCAACUGAUUGACAAUUUUGCACGAAAGGGAUUGUCGGCGGACGAAAUGGUGACACUUUCUGGAGCCCAUUCUAUUGGCGUUUCCCGCUGUUCUUCCUUCUCCAAUCGUCUUUACUCUUUCAAUGCUACUCAUCCUCAAGACCCUUCCAUGGAUCCUACGUUUGUGGAAAUGCUGAAGAGAAAGUGUCCACCUUCAAGCAUCAAUAAUGGUGGUGAUGAAGAUCCUAAGGUUGUACUCGAUGCUGCUACGCCUAAUCGAUUGGACGACAAGUACUAUGUGGCGCUGAAGAACCAUCGUGGGUUGUUGAGCUCAGAUCAGACAUUGUUUGAAAAUGACUCCACAAGGAAAAUGGUGCUGAGAAAUGGGAAAUAUGGUCUGAGUUGGGCUAACAAGUUUGCCAAAGCAAUGGUGCGUAUGGGUUCGAUUGAAGUGCUCACUGGUUCAGAGGGAGAGAUCAGAAAGACAUGCAGCGUGGUUAAUUGAUUAAGAUAUGUAGCUAAUAACUAGCUGGUUUGUUGUGCUUGGAAAGAAUUUGUUCAUAGCUCUGUUUUGUUUCUGAAUUCUUUUAUUCAAUUAUUCUUUUGCAAAUGUAAUGAAAUGUUUCUCCAUAUUUAAUUACUCUGUGUUAUUCCUUCUACA
This is a messenger RNA of Prosopis cineraria, 1247 nucleotides long. RefSeq names its product peroxidase 5-like. Gene Ontology annotation, biological process: hydrogen peroxide catabolic process; response to oxidative stress. The record is from RefSeq and is a predicted model, not a curated record. The transcript is spliced from 2 exons. Gene Ontology annotation, cellular component: plant-type cell wall; plasmodesma. Lineage: Eukaryota; Viridiplantae; Streptophyta; Magnoliopsida; Fabales; Fabaceae. Bases 78 to 1091 code for a protein of 337 amino acids. Gene Ontology annotation, molecular function: peroxidase activity; heme binding.